GCCAUCGCGACAUUUACUUCGCGAACCAGCAGAAAACACCCUCCCCCGACGCACCGAACUGUUCUCCGCCCGGCUGCGACUCGAAGAAUAUGUCGCGCACACUUGUAUCAUUCAGUCGGAGGGCGCCCGCGCUGCUCGCGAGCAGGCUGGUCAGAUUCAGCAGCACAGAAGCGACCCCGAGCCCGCCACAGUCCUUCAAGACCCUGCUCGACGCCCUCUACACUAAGACCACGAAACGCGUGAUCGAGACCGACGUUGCCUCGGGCCAGCUUGCGCAGGAAAUCCUCCUGCGGCGCUCGAUGGGCAAGAAGCUCACAGAGGAAGAUCGCGUGCUCGAGAACAACGGACGCAAAAGAGUUAUUGAAGCACGACCUGCUUCGCAAAAAGAGGUUACCGCGCUGAUCAAGGCAAUUGAGCACAAGAGCGAUAUCGAUGGGCUCGUGGCGCUCAUAGGUCGUCUGGGAAAACAGAAAAGGGGAUACCGCACCCCGGACUGGCAGUCGGCCUUACUCUUCCGACACCUGGUCCUGAAGGGGUUUUACCCAGAGGCCACCCGGCUUAUGAACACCCCCCGCGAGCAUAACUUCUCUCGUGGCCCCGAGACCCGGCACGAGCUCCUUCGAACAUACGCAAUCCAUCUCCGACUGGCCGAGCACUCUGUCUCAAGCACGGGAACCGUCGCUCGCCGUUUCGAGCGCUACGUCAAUGACCCGCUCUACAACGGACUUGCUAUCGCCUCGCUCGGAGCCAUCAUGCACAACACUUCCUAUUAUAUCCCUGCCCACCUGCCCAUCCAGCACGCUGCAGCCGUCAAGAAAUUCACCGAGCUUCUCGGAGGAGCUGUCGACGAGCACCCAAUAUCAACGCCUGUGAGCUCAAUCAAGUCGUUUACCAACAAUCAGCUGAUUGCGCUAGAGCGCUUGCUCGUUGACUUUGAACUCACCCACCAAGGACUCGUCAAGACCCGCGAGGUCAUUGAUCAGUCUGACGCGGAGCUUCUGAAGCUCAACAGCAAACUCACUUCUCUGUUUGAGACUAAACAGAGGGAGCUCCGCGAGGCGUUGGCUGCCCGUGCUCAGUUCUUGGGCCGAGCCAACUUCACCAGUUGGACGCUGGAAAAGUACGAGGAAGCACUGAGUCGCCGGGCACCUGCAUCUGAAGAGCCUGAAGCGGAAGAGGCUGAGGCGUAGGUUGCUCAUGGCAAUUGAUGAGGAGAUUGUAAAAAUAACUACGUAUCAUACUACUUGUAUAUAUCCUUCUUUCAGAAU
This is a messenger RNA of Myxozyma melibiosi, 1268 nucleotides long. RefSeq lists its product as uncharacterized. Bases 90 to 1190 code for a protein of 366 amino acids. Lineage: Eukaryota; Fungi; Ascomycota; Lipomycetes; Lipomycetales; Lipomycetaceae. The record is from RefSeq and is a predicted model, not a curated record. The transcript has a single exon.